Penicillium coprophilum is the source of this 402-nucleotide messenger RNA. RefSeq lists its product as uncharacterized. The coding region runs from base 1 to 402 and encodes 133 amino acids. NCBI's taxonomy places the organism in Eukaryota, Fungi, Ascomycota, Eurotiomycetes, Eurotiales, Aspergillaceae. The record is from RefSeq and is a predicted model, not a curated record. The transcript has a single exon.
AUGGUGAAACCCGAGACUACCCCUCCUGCCCCGGCCUCAGCUGCGGCUGUUCCUUUGGAUUCAUUAACCCGCGUCACCCCAAUCCACCCUGACCUCUCCGAGAUCAAAGUUCCAGAUGGACCAUUACCACCAUACUUCUAUCACCCAGUCACAUGUCAACCAAUCAUACCUCGAGAUUACCAAACUGAGCUUAAGCAGCUGGAAGAACAAUACAAAUCACGCGAGGCUGCGCUCCAUGCGCAAGAACAAAUUUCCAAAGAAGUGAAAGAGAAGAUUGAAGCUGCUAAAAGAAAACGAGAGGAGCUUCAAAAAUCCAUGGACAAGAAGGUCAAGGAACGCGACACUGAGAUGAAGGUUGUGUCUAAGUUUCAAGAGACCAAGGCAUCGGACAUCCCGUCUUGA